Fusarium fujikuroi IMI 58289 is the source of this 1266-nucleotide messenger RNA. RefSeq names its product related to aspartic proteinase precursor. The coding region runs from base 1 to 1266 and encodes 421 amino acids. The transcript is spliced from 4 exons. Gene Ontology annotation, molecular function: aspartic-type endopeptidase activity. NCBI's taxonomy places the organism in Eukaryota, Fungi, Ascomycota, Sordariomycetes, Hypocreales, Nectriaceae. Gene Ontology annotation, biological process: proteolysis. The record is from RefSeq and is a predicted model, not a curated record.
AUGAGAAGCCUCGCCUUUCUUGCCGUGCUGUUGGUAGUCAGCGUUGCUUCUGCUUCUGCUUCUGCUUCUGCUUCUGCUUCUGCUGCUGCUUCUGCUGCCACCCCCCAGCACAAGGGUCGCAAAGGCUUUUCUCUCGAAGCUACCAAGAACUCAAACUCCAAGCCCGAUUUCGUUCGAGAAUGGGUCGCAGCUCACCAGAAAUGGGGGAAGGGUGUCUCUCCAGAGACUUUGUCUGCUUUCUCACUUCUUGAUGACGAUGGCCGUGUCGAUGUGAAGCCCCUCGGAGCAGAUGAAAUCUACAUCGCCGAUGUCAAAAUACCAGCGAUUUAUGCUGACUUCCACUUCGGGUGGGUGCAAUCUACAGACACAAUCUAUCGAGCCAACCCUGAAGGUCCUUGGGCUCCUCGUUACAAGCCCAACUCUUCCAAGACAUCUCGCCGACUUCGCGAUGCCGAAUGGGAAGUUGAGUACGUCGACGGAACUCAUGCUAAUGGCAUCGUCUACCUCGAUACUGUCCGCUUGGGAGACUUUGAACUCAACAACACAGCUAUUCAGUCUGCUCAGAUCGUUGCUCCUCGCUUCGAGCGUGAAACUGAACUCACAGGCAUCUUGGGCCUUGCCAAGUCUCUUCCUAGCAACAUCGAUCCUCCGACUCCGUCUCUCCUUGAUAAACUUCGUCCUCUACUGGCUGAUCCAGUCUUUACCGUUGAUAUGCGUCGAAAUGCGACAGGUCGCUUCGAUUUCGGUUACAUUGAUGAGAAUCGAGCCAAGGACAACAUUUCAUGGAUGGCCACACGGGAGGAUAGCCCCCAUUGGGAUGUCACAUUCGACACUACAGCCUGGACCGGUCUUCGUCAAGUCUGGAUGGCUCACACUUUCGAGGCUACUAUCGACACGGGAACUACACUGCUGUUUUUGCCCGGGGAUCUGGCCAGUAUGUACUGGUACGACGUUCCAGACAUGCGUGUAGAUCCUCGUCUCGGCGACUCGUUCACGUUUCCUUGCAAGUUUUCCAACGAUCUUCCAGACUUGAUGUUCAAGGUGCCAGGCACAGAGCACGUUCUGAGGAUUCCUGGACCGUACCUCAGCUACAGCACAACCGACAACGAUUCAGACUACUGCUGGGGCGGUUUGCAGAGUGCAGAGAGCUUGGGUGUUACCAUCAUUGGUGAUAUUGCGCUCAAGGCCUUGUAUGUCGCAUUCGAUCUCGAGAACAACAAAGUUGGGUUUGCCAACAAGGAUCUUGAUGAUGUCGAUGAUUGGUAG